AUGUCGACACAAUCGGCCUUCGGUUCCAUACCAUCCGAACUCUUCAUUGCUAUUAUUUCAUAUCUAUCAGUCAAAGACAUUGGGAGUCUCUCCUUGGCCUCAAAGCCCUUCCGUCGUCUCACCAUUGUCCAGCUUUUCCGCAAUAUAAAACUCAAUCCAGAAUCGAUCCUAGCUUUUCAAAGCGGUGGUAGGCUCAGCAAUAUUGGGAGUCGAGUCGAACAGCUCGUCUUGGAUACUGCGAAUAGUGGCGUCAGGGGUCCUAAUGAUAUCUGCACAUUCACCCGCUCCUGUAUCGAAAACACCGAUCUUGAUGCUGCAUUCCCCAAUGUUAAGGGUAUCAAGCUUGUGUUCUCGCCGGAGAUGAGUUCGCCAUCUGGAAGUUUUCUAAUGGAUCAACGGAUAUUACGGUCUACGUUGCUUGGAUUCUCGAAGUUUUCGUUUUAUGAGAAGCUUAGGAGUUUAGUUUUUGAAGUGGAUACGUUUGGCGGGGGCGCUUUGGAUUCGAAUAUUCGCUUUGAUGCGAAUAAUUACUAUCGAUUAUCACCGGAAAACUGGGGGUUUGUGGGUACCCUUGGUUGGGGAUUUGAUGACGAAUAUAGUUAUGAUUUACCGGAUGCGUGGAGGGAUAUAGAUGGUAACGCGGCGAAAUUAUUUCCAAUUUCCUUGAAAGAGUUGGGGUUGGUUACUCCUUUCAGGCCACGAUAUUGUAAUUUUAUCGCCGAUGCGAUAGGACCUGGGAUUCUUCGCGCUAUUAUCCCUAUAUCGAAGAAUUUGGAGAAAUUGGAGGUUUUGGCGAUACCGCCGUUUAUUCUGUUCUCUCUGGCUGCACCUGUGGCUCCGAUUUUUCCGGAGAGUGAGGAUGUUGUUUAUGAGAAUGUUAGGGAGUUUAGAUUGGGGAUUGAUACGGAGAGAUAUCAUGAAAGACUUGAGGAGGCGGUUAGGAGGGUUCCUAAUGUUGAGAAGUUUGAGUUGGUAUGUUCGACUGCUAUUGGGUUUCAUAUUUCGGCGAGGAGGGAUCAGCCUUCCAUACGGUUUGCGCAAAUGGCGGUAUUGUCUAAAUUAAAGAAGGUAAGCAUCGAAGCACCGAUGAGGGAUGAAAUUGAAAACCUCGAAACGGUGGCGAGAAGAGGACCGAGAAAUGAGUCUCUUCCCGCGGGGAAAUUGACUAUUUCGGCGGUGAUAGAGGCGGUUACGUUUUGGUUGAGGUCUGGGAUGGAUAGAUUGGAGACCGUGGAGUUUAGACUUUAUUUUAUACCGAAGAAUCGGUUGAAUGAUAUCCUUGAGAUGUUGGAGUUAUGGUGUGAUGUUUUGAGGGAUGAAAGGGGGAAUUGGAGACUAGAGUGGAGGAGUUUGAGGAGGAAUUUUGAGAAUGGGAAGGUUGAGAAAGGGAGGUUUGGGAGUGGGAUGGGGUUUGAUAGAGAGGUUUAUUUGGAGACCGGGGAGAGUUAA
Molecule: messenger RNA, 1449 nt
Organism: Orbilia oligospora ATCC 24927
Lineage: Eukaryota; Fungi; Ascomycota; Orbiliomycetes; Orbiliales; Orbiliaceae
Exons: 1
Coding region: 1-1449 (482 amino acids)
Molecular function (GO): protein binding
Source: RefSeq, a predicted model, not a curated record